UCUAUUUAUCAGUUGAACGUUUCGUCCCUAUAUUUGGGACUUCCUCAGCAACUCGAUCGUUAUUGUUCACGAGUCAAUAUAUCAUCAUUUCUCAUUACAGUCAUAAGUGAUCAUCGUUGCAUUUAACAACAUAUCUUUGAGAUUUUUUUCUACUGGAACACCUUAAAUGACUACUUUUUAAAAUAUAUGUAUAAAUGCAUUUCUGAAGGCUCACACAUGUUUAUGUUUUUAAUUGAUAGUAUUGUAUCGUCAUAACUACAUUCUUUGAUAGUAUUGUACCGUCAUCGCGUUAAGUACCUACUAUUACCCCCCCCCCCUUCUGGUGUUCAGUACAGAAGUUUACUUAUUUAUGUUUUGUCCAUACGAUGGUAACUCUACCUUACCGACGAGUUCAAAUUUAUUAUUUUAUAUAUUAGUCUAACUUCUGACGUGAUUAUUCAUUGUCAGUGGAAAUCCCACAUAAUAGGUUAUGAUUAGUGACGGAAUGCUGAAGUGGAAUUUUGUUGGUUAUUACGUAUGUCGUCUGUUGAAAGAUUUUGUUAUUACUGUACUUUUUUGCGUAGAUAAAUAUAUUUUAUUACUAUGACUUCGUUAAAAAAUACUGUUAAAUAUAUUUAUCAAUUGCCAGCAUUAGAAAGAUUUGAAAUCUGUAAAAUAUUAGAUCAAGACGAUCAAUGGGAAGAACUGGCAGGUAAAUGGAUGCAAUAUGAUGUAUCCAUUAUUUGCAGUUUACGAAAACUAAAAAGUCCUACGAAUGAGUUAUUAAAUAAUUGGGGCCUUCAAAAUCAUACCAUUUUGGAACUAUAUAUUUUAUUAUUAAAAAUGAAACAUUACAAAACUAUGAUUUUUUUAAAGCCAUUUGUUGAUACAAAAUUUCAUUGCUUAUUAAAUAAAAACAAUGAUAAUCGUUCAAAGAUAUCUAAUAAUCAACAAGUGACUGAAGAUAUCAAGGAUUUAAAGAUCGGUAUACAAAAUUUUAAUCAAAGGAUUUCUCCGAGACCAGAUGCUAGAAAAAUAAUUGUAGAUGAAAAUACCAAACAAGCAUCUUAUAAAAUAAUAAAUCAAUCUUUGGAUAAUCUACAAUCUGUAGAUGUAUCGAGUAACACAAAUAAUUUACUUGUGCCUUCUUUAGCAAAUCGUUUAUUAUCUCUAAAACAAAAUAAAACUAAUUCUAAAAAAUCUCAAUUACCUAUAUUGAAGCCUGAAGCAACUUUACCAUGUGUACCAUAUAGUGAACUUGAAAGUGCUACAAAUAGUUGGUCAAAACAUAAUAUAUUAGGAAAAGGAGGUUUUGGAGUAGUUUAUAGAGGUACAUGGAAAAACACAAAUGUAGCUAUUAAAAGGCUCGAAUACAAAAAGUCUAAUUCUGAUGAAAGCUAUUUAAUUCAACUUAAGCAAUCACUUAAAGAAAUAGAAAUAUUGAAUUCUUAUCCACAUGAAAAUAUUUUGUCAUUAUAUGCUUACUGCUUAGACGGUCAAAUACCUUGUCUUGUGUAUCAAUUGAUGCAAAAUGGUUCCUUGGAAGAUAAUUUACUCCUAAAAAAUAAAAGUCGGCCGCUCUCUUGGCUGCAACGUCAUGAAAUUGCAAAAGGUACUGCACGUGGAUUACAAUAUCUGCAUACUAUUGGAGAAAAACCUUUAAUUCACGGUGAUAUCAAGAGCGCAAAUAUUUUACUAAAUAAUAAUUAUGAACCUAAAAUUGGAGAUUUUGGUUUGGCGAAAGAGGGUGAAAAAAAUUUUAUGAUGGUGAGUAGAAUUCAUGGUACGAGACCAUACUUGCCAGAUGAUUUUAUAUAUAAAAAGCAAUUAUCUAUAAAAAUAGAUACCUAUAGUUAUGGAAUUGUAUUGUUUGAAUUAGCUACUGGACUUCAAGCUUAUGAUAAUAAUAGACCAAAAAAUAAAUUUUUAAAAGAAUUUAUAGAUCAUUUCGAAGAUCAAAAUCUUCAUUUAUUAAUUGAUAAGAAAGCAGGAGAAGAAGAUAAACAAGUGUAUAGCAACUUUAUAGUAUUAGGAAAAUGGUGUUCCAAUCGACUUGCUCAAGACAGGCCUGAAAUGGAAUUAGUGUUUCGUAAACUAGAUGGUUUAUAAUAUUGUUAUAGACUUUCAUUGCUGAUAAUAAGAUUCAAUUGGUAUUACACUUGUUUAUACUAGUAUCUAAGUAUUAAUAAUACUUAGGUAUUAAGUAUAUAUUUUAUAAUUAUUGGUGUAGCAAUUAAUUCGAUGCCUUGAUAUUAAAUUCAUUGCAUCAAAAUCGUAAUUUUUUUUGACAAGAAAUUGGGUAAUUGUCUGAAAGAUGGAUCAAAAUCAUCGAGAAUAAUGGAGAUUAUUUUGAAGAAUAACAGAUGUAUGAUUACUUUAUAAAUAAUUACUAAAUUUGUUAAAAAGACAUCAAAUUAAUUCCUACACCUAAAAUUAACUGUAAAAAGAUGUUUAGUUAUAUGAUCUAAAUAAUGCAAAUGGAAAGUGAUAUAUGUAUAAUUUUUAUAUAUAAAACAAAAGUAAAUUAUAUUUUGUAUUAUUAACCCUUUCGCUGCGAACAGUGCCUUUAGACGCUAAACUAUAGACGCUUCUCCUAGGUGAACAGCGCCUAUAGACGCCGUGCAUUUUUUUGCAUUUGUUACUAUUAAUAACUGCAAAAUAAUGGCUAUUAAUUCGUUUGUCUUCGACGCGUUAGCUGCACUCCGCAGCGAAAGGGUUAAAUAUUUAAUAUCUAUAAAAUCUAUAAGAUAUUUAAUAUAUAAAAUAUUAAAAUUAAUUUGUGACAAUUUCUUACACAAUUGGACAAUAUAUUAAACAUAUAAUUUAUUAAAUAUAAUUUAAUGAUGGUUAAAAUAAUUAUAAAUUAAUAAUGAUC
Molecule: messenger RNA, 2854 nt
Organism: Polistes canadensis
Lineage: Eukaryota; Metazoa; Arthropoda; Insecta; Hymenoptera; Vespidae
Gene: pll
Product: serine/threonine-protein kinase pelle
Exons: 5
Coding region: 583-2088 (501 amino acids)
Biological process (GO): signal transduction; protein phosphorylation
Molecular function (GO): ATP binding; protein kinase activity; protein binding
Source: RefSeq, a predicted model, not a curated record